Populus trichocarpa (black cottonwood) is the source of this 2440-nucleotide messenger RNA. RefSeq names its product DEAD-box ATP-dependent RNA helicase 8. Lineage: Eukaryota; Viridiplantae; Streptophyta; Magnoliopsida; Malpighiales; Salicaceae. The transcript is spliced from 11 exons. The coding region runs from base 516 to 2015 and encodes 499 amino acids. Gene Ontology annotation, molecular function: ATP binding; mRNA binding; RNA helicase activity. Gene Ontology annotation, biological process: cytoplasmic stress granule assembly; P-body assembly. The record is from RefSeq and is a predicted model, not a curated record. Gene Ontology annotation, cellular component: P-body; cytoplasmic stress granule.
UGGUGGCGGAACACAAUAUUCAAGAACAAGGAGGGCACCAAGUGCAAAUAACAAACAAUCUUGAAGCCCUAGAAGCCGUUUCCUCCCCCUCCCCAUUUUCUCGCCUUUCCAUAUAAAAAACACAGACACAGUACAAUCGCCACGAAUCAUCCUAUUCAUUUCCUCUCUCUGUAGAAUUCUUAAAACGAAACCAUUCAAUUUCUCUAAAAUCACUCCAUUCUCUCGUUUUCUCCUCAGAUCCGUACCAUUCUGACCCUCGAUUAUACAUCUCCUCCCAACGGAAGCCCCACCUCUUCACUCCCUCACUGAACCAGUGAUACCCUCCUUUUCCUCUCUAUUUUACUAUUUUACCCCGUCAGAUAACCCUGUGUUUUCUUUUCUCCCUCCACACUGUAUAAAUUUUCAACUUCCAACUUACAGAAGAAACCUCCAGUCUUUAAUUCUUCGAACCAAAACGCUUCCGUUUGAAUCUCAUUGAUCCUUUUUCCUAGUUAGGGUUAGGCUUCUAUUUUGUGAUGAACAACAACAAUAGAGGAAGGUAUCCGCCGGGGAUCGGUGCCGGUAGAGGCGGAGGUAUGAACGCGAACCCUAAUUUUCAAUCAAGGGUUCCGCAACAGCAGUAUGUGCAGAGAAAUUUCGGGCAAAAUCAUCACCAACAACAAUACUAUCAGCAUCAACAGCAUCACAAUCAGCAGCAGCAGCAGCAGCAGCAGCAGCAGUGGUUGAGGAGGAAUCAGUUAACUGCUGCGGAUUCGAGUAUUGAUGAGGUCGAAAAGACUGUUCAGUCUGAGGCUGUUGACUCGAGUUCACAAGAUUGGAAGGCAAAGCUAAAGAUACCACCAGCAGAUACGCGAUACAGAACUGAGGAUGUGACAGCCACAAAGGGGAAUGAUUUCGAGGACUAUUUUCUGAAGCGUGAGUUGCUUAUGGGAAUAUACGAGAAGGGUUUUGAAAGACCAUCUCCUAUUCAGGAAGAGAGCAUACCAAUUGCUCUUACUGGUAGCGAUAUUCUUGCUAGAGCUAAAAAUGGGACAGGGAAAACAGCUGCAUUUUGCGUCCCUGCCCUGGAAAAAAUUGACCAAGAUAACAAUUUUAUUCAAGUUGUGAUACUUGUGCCAACACGUGAGUUGGCUCUUCAGACAUCACAGGUUUGUAAGGAGCUAGGGAAGCAUUUGAAAAUUCAAGUGAUGGCCACCACUGGCGGUACGAGUCUAAAAGAUGACAUUAUGCGUUUAUAUCAACCAGUCCAUUUACUUGUCGGAACUCCAGGAAGAAUACUUGAUCUUGCAAAAAAGGGCGUGUGUAUUUUGAAAAACUGUUCAAUGCUUGUUUUGGAUGAGGCCGAUAAGCUUUUGUCUCCAGAGUUUCAACCUUCAAUAGAGCAGCUUAUUCGUUUUCUUCCUUCAAAUCGUCAGAUUUUGAUGUUUUCAGCUACAUUUCCAGUUACUGUUAAGGAUUUUAAAGAUAGAUAUCUAGAGAAGCCUUAUGUUAUCAAUCUUAUGGAUGAACUUACUCUCAAGGGUAUUACACAAUAUUAUGCUUUCGUUGAAGAACGACAGAAAGUCCAUUGCCUGAACACUCUUUUCUCUAAGCUGCAAAUAAACCAAUCAAUCAUCUUUUGCAACUCAGUGAACCGGGUAGAAUUACUGGCCAAGAAGAUCACAGAACUUGGCUAUUCAUGUUUCUAUAUCCAUGCAAAGAUGUUACAGGACCAUCGCAACAGAGUAUUUCAUGACUUCCGCAAUGGUGCAUGCAGGAAUCUUGUCUGUACUGAUCUUUUUACCAGGGGUAUAGACAUCCAAGCAGUGAAUGUUGUUAUAAACUUUGACUUCCCCAAGAACGCAGAGACAUACCUUCACAGGGUUGGUCGAUCAGGAAGGUUUGGACACCUUGGUUUAGCUGUGAAUUUGAUCACUUAUGAGGACCGUUUUAACCUGUAUAGGAUUGAGCAGGAACUUGGAACUGAAAUUAAACAAAUUCCUCCACAUAUUGAUCAGACAAUAUAUUGCCAAUAACCUGUGGUAGAUGCCUCUGUCUUUGCAUUCAACAAUGGCGAGUAGCAUCAGUGAUUAGCAAUGGGUUCAAGCUGUCCAAUUCAAGAUGAAAUAGCUCUGCAUCCGAGGGAAACUUCUAAGAACUAAAUAUUAAUUGUGGAAGGCUUAUGAUUGCUUUAUGCAUUUAAUCCUGGAAUGCUUUAGUUAGUUUCUGGAUGGAGUUUUAACGGAUUAUGAAAUCCCAGAUAGAUAGAUGCUUGGUCCAGUUCUGGUGUUGCGUUUGAUUUCAUUAAUGCUCUGGUUUCAUAUUAUCUGCUCUUAGUUUUCUUACUGUUGAAAUGAAGGCUGUACUCCAUGGAGAUAAGAUCAGUUACUCCUCUCUUGCACUCUUCUUCCGUUAAUAAAGUCAUUAACCUAGGAAAUCCCCUGGAGCGUGUUUUUUUGUA